Molecule: messenger RNA, 2470 nt
Organism: Dalotia coriaria
Lineage: Eukaryota; Metazoa; Arthropoda; Insecta; Coleoptera; Staphylinidae
Product: serine protease inhibitor dipetalogastin-like
Exons: 6
Coding region: 330-1838 (502 amino acids)
Biological process (GO): cell differentiation; multicellular organism development
Molecular function (GO): protein binding
Source: RefSeq, a predicted model, not a curated record
GCCGAAGAGCGAAGACGCCACGAGAUCGGGCCAGACCAAACGGCGAUGAUAUAGCUGCGCCGACCGCCAGCCAGACGCACAGAACACGCUCGAGUGUCUUCGCGCGAGCGGCCCACCACGAAUCUCCGCUGCAAAACCGAACUUUUUGCGCUGUUUCCGCAAGUUUUCUAGCGCGACUCCUUCGCUUGUGACGCGCGUGUGUGGAACUCAACCGAAGUAAAUCUGCUUUUUUUUUUCUCGGGGAAACUCUUCAACGCCACCCGAUUGCUGCAUGAAGUUGAAGUUGUCAGUGUCGCGGCGCGCCGAAGUAACUUUUGUAUCGAGACAAAAUGAUUUCAUUUAAUAAACUAACGUGUUGCACAUUGCUAGCCGCCGUCGUUUGUGUCUUGCCGAGUACUUUGGCCGCUAGAGAUUCAUCCUGCCCGCGAAUCUGUGCUCCUCAUGGGUAUGGCGAUCCAGUAUGCGGCACGGACGCUUUCAUUUACCCCAACAUUUGCGAAAUGAAGAAGAAAACAUGCGGAAAAGGAGUAAAGAUCUCGCCGGAUCAUGAGCUCUGCAAGCGGUCGUCAGGGUCGAAAUGUGAACACAAAUGUGGAUCUGACAAGGAUCCCGUGUGCGGCACCGAUGGCCGCACUUAUCUCAAUAGAUGCAUGCUGCAGGUUGAAAUCUGUCGCUUGGGCAUUGGUCUCAGUCAUCUUGGACCAUGUAAUAAUAUCAGUGCGCAUCGCGAGAACUGUCCGGUGGAUUGUAAACAAGCACCACAAGAUGGGCCCAUUUGCGGAAGUGAUGGCAACGUGUACAAAAACACUUGUCAAAUGAAGCUGAUCACGUGCGGGCAAGGUGUGGUCCGCACCAACAAGAAGUACUGCCAGACGACGCGACAUUGCCGCGAGUCCUGCUGGAGGAAUGCGCGCCCCACCUGCGGCUCCGACGGCAAGAUCUACGCGAACGUCUGCCGCAUGAAGUCGAAGAACUGCGGCAAACACGUGUUCGAGGUGCCGAUGGCGUACUGCGUCAGCCAGGAGCGGUCGCCAACAAGCGUCGCCUGCCCGACGGACUGCGCCGGCGAGCUGGAGAAGCCCGCUUGUGGCUCCGAUGGCCUGGUCUAUCGCAAUGAGUGCGAGAUGAAAUUGUUGACUUGCGGUUCGAACAAGAGAGUCGGCAAGGUCGACAUGGAGAAGUGCCGCAACCGUCUUACAAAAUGCCUCAAGAUGAAGUGCACCAACGACAUGGAUCCGGUGUGCGGAACGGACGCCCGGACGUAUACGAACCAGUGUGCGCUCAACAUGGCGACGUGUCUGAAGGGCGUGCAACUGGCGCACCUCGGCAACUGCACCGUACUCAAGGAACAGGCAUGCCCCACGCAUUGCGACGACGAUGAAGGCGUCGAGCCAAUCUGCGGCUCCGACGGAAAUGUUUACAAGUCGGAGUGCGAAUUAAAGAAGGAUACCUGUGGGCAGUUGGUGGUUCAGGUCCCGGCGCAUCACUGUAGGACUACAGCAGCGUGCAACGAACAAUGCGAUGAAAGCGAACGACAAUUCGUAUGCGGCUCUGAUAAUAAGAUCUACAGGAGCGAAUGCGAGAUGAAGCGCAGCAAUUGCGGGAAACACAUUUACGUUGUGCCAAUGAAGCGCUGCCUCUCCGGAUUUCUCUUCCGCGGCUGCCAAAAGAUCUGUCCGACCUACUACGAUCCGGUGUGCGGCACCGAUAGCAUGACCUACAGUAACACUUGCUUCCUCGAAAUCGAAAACUGUCGGUCGCGGUCGUUGGUGCAGCUGAAGAACAUGGGCACGUGCGCGGAGCCGCUUAACGAGGUCCCCAAGAACUACCUCUACUGAGCCUUCAUCGUCGGUGCAUCAUUUUUCUAGCCUUGCCUUGCCAACUACCGCACACACACUCAUCACCUAUGUAGCGACAGAGAUAUUUUUCGAUGCUACAUUUAAUGAUUUCAAAUAUGGCACGUGUUGAUCACUUCCAUCAAUUUAUUUCCUAUUCACUAUUUUGCGGCCAUUUAUCAGUUUUACUUUUGUUUUUUUAAUUAUUUAAUUUAGUGUUGUUUUCAAUCUCCAUUAAAAGUUCUUCUCUUUGUAUUAAGAACAAUAUGAGUGGCUAAUAUGUGAUUCCAGCGACUGAUUACAAGUUUUUUUUUUCAGUUUUCCAUUAAUUUCAUUAGAUUUGAAAUUAUAUUUACACAUUUUAGUUUAUGUUAUUUAUUGUAUUUUAGUGUAUUUUGUAAUAUUAUUUAUCAUUUUGUAGUUGUAUUUAUUAUUGUCUUGUGUAUUGUGUAAUUCUUGUUUACCUCAAUUUGCUUUUUGCAAUUAUGAGUUGUUUACAAAGAUAUCUAUUUAUUUACGUCUUGAUUGUGCCAAUUUUUUGGUUUUAUUACAGUUUACAACUAUUUUUAAAUUAACGAAACAAGUUUAUGCGUUGUUUAUUUUGUAUAAAAAUUAAAAUUCUUUUUUCAAUGAAA